This is a messenger RNA of Mya arenaria, 1644 nucleotides long. RefSeq lists its product as uncharacterized. NCBI's taxonomy places the organism in Eukaryota, Metazoa, Mollusca, Bivalvia, Myida, Myidae. The transcript is spliced from 5 exons. Bases 147 to 1454 code for a protein of 435 amino acids. The record is from RefSeq and is a predicted model, not a curated record.
UUAAGUUAUGUGUUUAUGUGUUUGCAGUUCCCAACAUGAUGUUUUUUCGUGGAAAACACAGCCUCAAGCGGAUCUGGGGUUUUCCGUUGUUUAAGUAACAGUAUAAUUAUAUUAAGACAACCUCAGAUCGAACCGCACCUAAAGACAUGUGGACGCCUAGCAGGGGAGUACGUGCUUGGCUUGUGUUAGUAACUGUUGUCUGUCUCGGGAAGGGGGCCAAUGGUUGGGCAAGCUUCAAACAUCUCUCACGCGAGAAAAGGGCAUUGUUGGAAAUUAUUGCAGUUAAGCAGGGUCUUCAUGUUGCAAGUCACAUAAAAGACAUGCGGGCAGUGUCUCGCUCAAAGCGGCAAUCAGACUCUUGUAGCAGCGGAGGUCGGGGCGGAGGCGAUAGUAGCGUGUUGUUAGAUACUGUCGUUAUAACGGCACCAAGGCGUCCUCCCAGUCCAUUGUUGGAUUUUGGUAUCCCUUCCCGUUGGGAAGACCCUUUCCCUUUCCCUUUUGGCGGCGGUGGCUUUGUUGGAGGAGCCCCAGCCCAACCCCCAAAACCACCCACUCCGGCCUCGGCCCCGCCUGAGCCAAAAGAGGACAAAGACGCCAAGAAGAUGACAUACCAUCAGUUUAUAUAUCAGCUAGAGAAACUAGAGGCCCUUCUGCCGGAUCUUCCGCCCGACCAGAUGGCCCACAAGCUAAGGAUGCUGGUCGGCCGCUACGACAGCUCUUUGUGGAAAAUGAUGUUGAAUGUGAACAACCCGAUUCCGUUGGCAGGGCGGGACGUGGAGGGAUUCACGAUGACGCCGGCGCAGAAGGGGACGUUUGACCAGCUCCGCGAAAUGAUGGACCACAGGUUCAAGGGCGGCGCCGAGCUCGGAGUCAUCAAGGUCAAUGGCGAGACCGUCGCACUAGGGCAUGUUAUAACAGGGGCCACCGCUGGCUAUGACAACCAGAAGUUUAUGGGAAUGGACAACUUGUUCGCUACGACACUUUCCGGGGAUCUGGGUCAGUCGGGGCUGAGAAACAGCAGAGACCCAACCUCUCCAGUCAUAGGCCCCGCGGGCACCUGGAAGAACGGGAAGUACGAGUUGCCAGGGAAAGGCGGCAUGGCAACGCGCGCAGAAAUCCUCGGUGAUAUCGAUGGCUUUAACAUCGGCAAGCGUAUCAUGGCGGAUAGCACAAAACCGCUGAGUCAGCAUCUCCGUGAAUAUUACACGGGGGAGAGCCGUCGUCGCUUUGAUAUAUUCACGGGACACACCACCAAGGCCAACCUGAAGGCGGAAGUGUACAAGUUCGCUAAUCUCUAUGACUACAAGGAGGCGGGGCUGCUGGCAUCAGCAUUGCGCAACUCCAGUCCUGAACUUGCCGUGCGGCGAGCAAAUGAGAUAGAUAGCGUCGCUAUAGCCGCCGUCAAUGCUUUUUGUACGGCCUUCUCGUCUAAACUGGGAAGCUGGUGUAAAUAGAGGUCUCUCCUCUGAAAUAUACUGUAGUCAAGUAAAAUAAAUAAAAAGACAUUCAGUAAAUAUACUUUUUAUUUCAUUUUUGCCAUUGUUGAACAAGCAGGAGUGUUGUUAUACAGUGAUCUUUUGUAGGUGUUCAGAAUGUAGGUGUUCAGAAUGUAGGUGUUCAGAAUGUAGGUGUUUUUGUAACGCC